Molecule: messenger RNA, 1349 nt
Organism: Thamnophis elegans (Western terrestrial garter snake)
Lineage: Eukaryota; Metazoa; Chordata; Lepidosauria; Squamata; Natricidae
Gene: RNF144A
Product: ring finger protein 144A
Exons: 7
Coding region: 7-885 (292 amino acids)
Biological process (GO): protein polyubiquitination; ubiquitin-dependent protein catabolic process; positive regulation of proteasomal ubiquitin-dependent protein catabolic process
Cellular component (GO): Golgi apparatus; ubiquitin ligase complex; cytoplasm
Molecular function (GO): ubiquitin conjugating enzyme binding; zinc ion binding; ubiquitin protein ligase activity
Source: RefSeq, a predicted model, not a curated record
UCUGCAAUGACUACAGCCAGAUACAGACCUACUUGGGAUUUGGUGCUUGAUCCUCUUGUGUUGUGCAAACUCUGCCUUGGGGAGUUUCCUGUGGAGCAGAUGACAACAAUAGCACAAUGCCAAUGCAUCUUCUGUACACUGUGCCUGAAACAGUAUGUGGAGCUUUUGAUCAAGGAAGGCCUUGAAACAGCAAUUAGCUGUCCUGAUGCUGCUUGCCCAAAACGUGGGCAUUUGCAAGAAAAUGAAAUUGAGUGUAUGGUUGCAUCAGAAAUCAUGCAGAGAUACAGAAAACUACAGUUUGAAAGAGAAGUGCUUUUGGAUCCCUGUCGGACUUGGUGCCCGUCUUCUUCCUGCCAAGCAGUUUGCCAGCUUCAGGAAUCAGGACCUCAGAGCCCCCAGUUGGUGCAGUGCAAAGUCUGUGACAUAGAGUUUUGUUCAGCAUGCAAAUCUAACUGGCAUCCAGGACAAGGAUGCCAAGAGAAUAUGCCCGUCAGCUUCCUUCCAGGGGAAACAAGCUCUGUUUAUAAAAUGGAAGAAGACGAUGCUCCAAUCAAGCGCUGCCCGAAAUGCAAAGUUUAUAUUGAAAGGGAUGAAGGCUGUGCCCAAAUGAUGUGUAAAAAUUGUAAGCAUGCCUUCUGCUGGUAUUGUCUGGAAUCACUUGAUGAUGACUUUCUCCUUAUACAUUAUGACAAAGGUCCUUGCCGAAACAAGUUAGGCCAUUCAAGGGCAUCGGUUAUUUGGCACAGAACACAGGUUGUGGGGAUUUUUGCAGGAUUUGGCCUGCUGUUACUAGUGGCAUCGCCGUUUCUUCUCCUCGCGACUCCCUUUGUCCUCUGCUGCAAAUGCAAGUGUAGUAAAGGAGACGAUGACCCUCUGCCUACUUAGAGAGAAUGAAGAAGGGACCUGCUCAUCAUCGUUGUCAGUUUCCUACCCUCCGCGCCGCCCCCCCCCCCCUUUUGCACUUAAUCUUGUUAGCGUCUUGCCUUAUUCCACUUUGAAUGAGAGACGAGGCACCAGAAUUCCAGGAACUACUGAUACCAGAGUUUCCUAUCCACCAGUCAGAUUAUGGGUAACAGUUUAAGGACUUGGCAAAAAAAAACAAGCUUGAACCUUGGAAGUAUGUGCAUCGAUGAUCUGCGUCAUUCCUUCUUCUCUGGAGGACAGCAUUCUCUGGAGAACUGAGUGACACUUACCCAGAUGAAAAUCUUCACAUAUCUAUUCACAUUAAACUUGGAGAGGUUCUUACCCACGGCAGAGGUGGUUUUUGCAAAACCGUUACCAAUUAUAAUAUGUUCAUUUUAGAUGUGACUUCCGAUAUCUGUUUAUUAAAACCAGUUUCUUAAUAUUUG